This is a messenger RNA of Closterium sp. NIES-67, 1335 nucleotides long. The record is from the annotation of a GenBank genome assembly. Lineage: Eukaryota; Viridiplantae; Streptophyta; Zygnematophyceae; Desmidiales; Closteriaceae.
CACACACAGCAUUCGGUCGUCAAGUGCGGCAAGGGUUGGUAGCAUAACUUGCUGGCUUAUCAACACAUCUACCAGGCAGUUUCUUGAACAUAAUUCCACUGCGCCUUCCCAGCACAACACGUUCUCCAGAUAUCCGUCUCGCGGCUUGAAGUCUGUUCACAUGGCGUCCCAGGAUCUCCCCCAAGGAGCUCCGAAGCUAACAAUCUGCGUGGGCGACAUUCACGGGCACUACGUGCGACUAGUGAAUCUCUGGGAGCGGUUGGAAGCCAAGGCGGGCGACGACUUCGCGACGUGCACCGUGAUUUUCCUCGGCGACUUCAACGACCGCGGGCCGCGCACCAAGGACGUCAUCGAGUGGCUCGUCAACCUGCCGCAGCGGUACCCGCAGCAGAAGCACGUGUUCCUCGCCGGCAACCACGACUUCUCCUUCGCCUCCUUCAUCGGCGCGCUGCCCCGCUUCCAGCCGCCGUCGGGCUUCAAGUUCUCCGAGACGUGGCGCGGCGCGGAGAAGGACGAGGAGCGCGAGGGAUGGUGGAAGGGCGACGACAUGGAGAACGUGCAUCUGCAGGGUCGGCGGUGGGCGGGGAAGAUCAAGGAGCGCAUCAGCAAGAAGGGGCGGCCGUACGACGAGUCCACGUACGACGCCGGCGCCACCUUCCGCUCGUACGGCGCCGAGUUCGGGAACCGGGAAGCACUCGUCGCUGCAGUGCCCGAGUCGCACAAGGAGUUCCUACGCAACCUGUCGUGGAUAUACGAGCAGCCCGGCGUGGACACGGGCGACGCGGCGACGAGCUACAGCCGGUUGAUCGCAGUGCACGCGGGGUUCGACAAGGACCGGCCGCUGGGCGAGCAGAUCGAGGAGCUCCGGCAGCGGCAGCCCGUCGCCAGCAGAUACGAGGCGCUCAGCGGCCGCAAGAACGUGUGGGACAACCCCGAGGAGUUGGAGAAGGACAAUGUGCUGGUGGUGAGUGGACACCAUGGCGUGCUGGACACAUCCCGGCGCCUGCGGCUGAUCAUAGACGAGGCGGGGGGGCUGGACGCACCCAUUGCUGCCAUGUUGCUACCAUCCAGGGAGAUCAUCCGAGACACCGACCCUCUGUUCGCCUCCUCUAGCGCUCUCACAGAGGCCGCCGAGGUGUCAGAGGCAGCAGCUCUGGCACAGGAGGAGUCAGCACGUGAAGUGGAGCUUGUGGCUGCAUAGAAAGGUUGAAUGGAUGAAGACAGAAUACUAGGGAAGUAUUCUAACCUGCUCCAAGCUAUAGAUAGACCACUGAAUAUUGUUCAUAUAUUUAUAUAUUUUACUAUAUCAGGAAGAUCUUCCUUUCUGAUAGUACA